Molecule: messenger RNA, 2841 nt
Organism: Bacillus rossius redtenbacheri
Lineage: Eukaryota; Metazoa; Arthropoda; Insecta; Phasmatodea; Bacillidae
Gene: KCNQ
Product: potassium voltage-gated channel subfamily KQT member 1
Exons: 12
Coding region: 1-2163 (720 amino acids)
Biological process (GO): potassium ion transmembrane transport
Cellular component (GO): membrane; voltage-gated potassium channel complex
Molecular function (GO): voltage-gated potassium channel activity
Source: RefSeq, a predicted model, not a curated record
AUGGCCGGCAUGAACCGUUCCGAGCAGGAGCACCUGUACCGCCAGUCGCGGGAGGUGAUCGUGCGCGCGUCUGCGGCGUCGGGCGACUCGCCGUCGUCCAAGGAGGACCUGGUGCUGAGCGUGCUCAAGUCGCCGCUGCUGCCGCCGCGCGCGCAGAACCACCGGGGGUCGUCGUCGGGCGGUGGGGCGGAGCCCGGGGAGGUGGAGGUCGUCGAGGACCCAUGCGGGUCGGGCGGGCGCCUCGCCUUCCUGGGCCAGCAGCUGCGGAGGUUCCGGCAGCCGCGGGUGCCGCGCUUCGGCGAGGCGCACCACAAGCGCGUGCCCACGCCCAUCAAGAAGCGGCGCGGCGAGCACCGCUACGGCCGCGCCAAGAGCGACGACCUGGACGGCGACAUCGACGACCCGGUGGACGACGACGACGACGACGACGAAGAGGCCGCGGACGUGGUAGAGACGGUGCCGAGCGGCAAGCGGGGGUCGCGCCAGCCGCCCGGGGUGCCCGACCCCUACUACCCCAUCUACCUGCCCAUCGACCAGGCGUUCAAGGCCAAGUACGUGUUCCACCACAAGAAGGGCAAGACGUUCCAGGAGCGCGUCUACGUGUUCCUGGAGCACCCCGGCGGGUGGAUAUGCUUCGUUUACCACUUCACUGUGUUCAUGCUUGUCCUGGUUUGCCUUAUCUUCAGCGUUCUUUCCACUAUAGACAGUUAUUCUAACUUCGCCAACGAGACCCUCUUCUGGAUGGAAAUUUGCCUUGUAGUGUUCUUCGGUGUAGAAUACCUAGUGAGACUGUGGUCUGCCGGCUGCCGGUCUAAAUAUAUGGGCUUCUGUGGAAGACUGAGGUUCAUCAGGAAACCUAUUUGUAUAAUAGACCUGAUCGUGGUGGUGGCCUCCAUCGUGGUGCUCACGGUGGGUUCGAACGGCCAGGUGUUCGCCACGUCCGCCAUCCGCGGCAUCCGCUUCCUGCAGAUCCUGCGGAUGCUGCACGUGGACCGCCAGGGCGGCACGUGGCGCCUGCUGGGAUCCGUCGUCUUCAUCCACCGCCAGGAGCUGAUCACGACGCUGUACAUCGGGUUCCUGGGGCUCAUCUUCAGCAGCUACUUCGUGUACCUGGCGGAGAAGGACGACGGCAAGUCGGACUUCGCGAGCUACGCCGACGCGCUGUGGUGGGGCGUGAUCACAGUCACAACAAUUGGCUAUGGAGACACUGUGCCUAAAACAUGGAUGGGCAAGAUAGUCGCGUCUUGCUUCAGCGUGUUUGCCAUAUCGUUCUUCGCUCUGCCUGCUGGCAUCCUGGGCUCGGGCUUCGCGCUCAAGGUGCAGCAGAAGCAGCGGCAGAAGCACUUCAACCGCCAGAUCCCGGCGGCCGCCAUGCUGAUCCAGUGCUUGUGGCGGUGCUACGCCGCCGACAAGUCCUUCAACAGCGCCGCCACGUGGAAGAUCUACGUGAAGGACGCCAGCCAGCCGAACCAGAGCUCCAGCACGCCGCUGGGGAAGUCCCUGAUGAUCCAGGUGGCGAAGAAGGCCAGCGUGCUGAAGAGGAGGAAGUCCAAGAACCGCAUGGAGGUGCCGAGCAACGCGCUGGAGGGCUCCGGCAACAGCAACCGCCGGGAGAGCGAGGGCGACGUCGUGUUCUACAUCGAAGAGCCCAAAGCAGGCACUCCCAACCGCGUGCGGCGGGAGGGCCGGGGGUCGCUGUUCACCAGCCAGACCAGCAGCGUCACGGAGGCCGCCUCCGACGAGAUCGACAUAGACAUGGACGAGCCGCAGCGAGUGACCACGCUGACAGAAGCACAUCGAAAUGCCAUCCGAGCAAUUCGCAAGAUAAAAUACUUCGUGGCGAGGCGGAAGUUCCAGCAGGCCCGGAAACCGUACGACGUCCGGGACGUGAUAGAGCAAUACAGCCAGGGACAUCUCAACAUGAUGGUUCGGAUAAAGGAGCUACAACGAAGGUUGGACCAGACACUCGGCAAGCCAGGCAGCUACCUCGCCGGCUUCGACAGGUCGGGCAACGUGAAGCCCAUGACCAUAGGAGCCCGACUGUACAGGGUCGAGCAGCAGUUGACUGUGAUGGACAAGAAAAUAGAUCAGCUCAUGUACGUGCUGAAUGCUGUCGCGCAAAAGCAGCAGAUCCCCAUCAGGUCGAUCGAGGACGACGUCUAGCACACGACCGUGUAAAAGGGGACUUGGGACUGCGCCCGUGGCACACGUUCCUUAAAGUUGUUCCGUCGGCAGUUCAAAGUCUCUCGGUUCGAACCUGAACGAUUCUGUCGAGACUUCUUGGUGCUCUACUCGUGCUGGACUUGUGAUUUUUAGUGCGUAAGCGUAUCGUAUCGUAAUUGUCGACACAAGUGUGAAUGACGAAACAUUUUUUUUUUUUUGCUACAUCGUGGGCGACUGUUUGGGAUGAAAAUUAAAAUAAAAAAAGACAUCAAAACGUAUAAGUAACAUGCACCUUGACCACAGAACAUUUAGCACUGUUUAGAUUUGAGAUGGGUGGGAUUUUAUUAAUGCCUAAUGAGAUUACACAUUGUAACUUUCUGUGUGAUGUCUCAACGAACAAUAGAGUUGGAUAAGAUGAAAAUUUGGAGUUCUAUUUUUAGUACUUACGAAUGCAUGUGACUUCUGUGGUAAUCAGUAUAAAAUUUUGAAGAAGAAAGUUUUUUUUUUCUUUUAACAUAUAUCUUGUCAACCUGAGCUAGCAAACAAUACAUAUAUUCCAAUUAAAUUACAAUAUUUAGAACAUAACAAAUUACUAAGACAAUACGGUAUGAAUUAUGUUUGUCUUUCAUCAGUCUUUCUAUUUUAGCAACCAUAAACAAAAAAAAAAGAAACAGAAAA